AACAUCCUGAAUAAUAGCAAAUUUUACGAUCAAAUAGGAAAUCAGUGUCACGUGUUUAGUUCUUUUGAAUGUCUUCCUGUUGCUAAACGUAAUGUGUUCUAUCACUCAAACAUGUAUCGGGGAAAAUAUUUAAAGCAUAAAUUUCCUUAAUGGAAAAUGGUGGAUAAAUAGUUUGUAUGGGUGUUCCAGGGAAGCUAAUAAGAAUGAGUCGUAUUGCACCAGUUUUUAUUUUGAUUUUAAUGACUACAUUCGGCGAUGGACUCAACUUUAUAGCUUCCGAAGUACAAGAGGAGGACAGUAGAGAGGUAUAUCCGGAGAAAGAAUGCACACUGAAUCGGGACAAUACCAUCAACGCUCGAGCAAUCAUAUUGUGGCAACGUAAUCUAAAAUUAGCACUCAAAACAGAUAAUGUAUUUGUUGUCAAGUUCCGGAAAAAGAACACGACAGAAGAGUUCCAGUGUAUUUGCCCUAAUAAACCAGAAGCAAACAUACAGAAGGUUACGUAUAUUGACAGCGAAAAUGCUACAUGUUCAGAGAGUGAUCCAGUAGUAGAUAAUGUCGAAUACUGGAUUCCUAAUGGUACAAACGUUGGUAUUCAGUUUAAAGACGGAACCUAUGGAAACUGCAGUUUUGCAAGGCAGAAAACUGAAGGUGAAGCGGUGACAUUUUGUUUACAAGCUUAUGAGCGUGUACCUGCAAGUGGAAGCGUUGUAGAUAUCUUGCUACCUGUGUUAGCGGCAGAAGUGUUCACAAUUAUAGUAUUUCUUGGAGUGUGGCGAUUAAGCAUAAAGUAUCACUGUUUUGAUAGGAAAAAUGAACUCAACUUUUUCGAUGUAGAGUUGAAUAGAAAUAUAUCCGAUGUUUCAGAAGGAUUAUUUCCAAGCUCACCAAUUUCAAUAAUAUCUUCUGAAAGAUCAAGCAAACUGUCAGAACACCAAUCACACUCUUCAGAAGAGAAUAAAGAAAUUACCCCCAAACAACUGGCACCAGAAAUACCAUUAACCAUAGAAAUCCCUGAAAUCAAACCGAAAGAAAGCAUACCCGUUGACAAGGGAAAUGUUACAAAACCUCAACCACCUUUAACACUUCCCAAACCUAAACAAUCUUUUACUGCCAAGCUUUCUGAGACAUUAUCUCAUCAAACACGAUUCUUCCAACCUGCUCUACCACCUGCUGAAUUACCCAAGAGAGAAAUGGAUAGAAAGCCACAGAAUCAACAGAUUACUAAGCCACAGGAUAAAAGGAUUAUUCCUGGGUUUCUGACUGAACUCGAACAGAAACAAAAGUAUAUUUUACGUACUAAAGUAAAAAAUAACAUUGAACGAGAUAGUCGUAUUGUGUCAACUGAGAUAGAACAUGUUGAAAUCUUGAACAAAAAAUGCAAUCGUGGGACGUAUAUCGAUAUGUCUGGUCUGCAUAAAUUGAAACGUAAUCCUGAAAAAGAAGGUAUAUAUGAAAACAUGACGGCUUUAAGACGUAUGGGACAAAUGAUUGGUCGAACAGAGACUAAGAAUGAACAUAUGUGUAGCCGAAUAAUAGGGAAAGAAGAAGCCCAUUACUAUGAAAUAGGAAGCAGUGAAUGCGAUUCAAUCUUCGGAAAUUUAAAGGAUAGAAACCCUGACAGACCAGUGAUAUGGAACAUGAAAACCAGAGAGAAGGAGUUCACAUAUAUCACUAAAAUUGAAACAAAAGAGGAGGUCAAUCGUAGGAAAAAGUUGAACAGAUUUCGUAUUUCGAAACAAACUACUUCAUUUGAACCUCAGUACAUUUCAGUAUUUUUCGACGAUAGGUCCAACACAGAUAGCAUCGGGACCGGUUCGGAUUUUGAUCGACUGUCUUAUAUUUCCGCUCUUGAUGGAGUAUAUAGAAGUUCCGCAAGUGCAAGUAUCCACAACGGUCAUUUUGCCUACGUAUUUGAUGGAAUGAAAGAAUCAAAACUCCCAGGUACAGAUUCUCCAGAAUUCAUAAACAAAGCAUUUGAGGAUUCAACAGAGAAAGAUGAAUCCUUAACACAGAGAUUGUCAAUAGCCAGUUCAGAUUCUGGACUAAGUGACGACGAAUCAAAAGAGAAUGGUUGUCUUGUUUGUUGCUAUCAUGAAAAUGUUGUAUAUGUUAACAUAUCAGAAGUGCAGAAACCCCCAAUUCCACCAAAGAAAGGUGGUUUUAGAAGAAAGGGAAGUGUGAAGUCAACAAUCGAGAAAAAAGAAGAAAUAAGGGUACGGAUAGUGAACAACGAGAACGAGCAAAGGAAGUCAACAAUACACAUUGAAUAAAUUCAAAGGUUGAUUCUUGUGAUGUACAACAAGCUGUUUGAUACUUUUCUACUGUAUUUGAUGUGGAUGUAUAUUUAAAAUGUUUGCUUUCAAACUGAUUUAUGUUAUGAUUUUUCAAUAACUUGUACUAAAAUCAUCAAAACUAAAUGGAUCCUUGAUUAUCAUACGUGUAUUUGAACUGUGAGGAUUUGUAUGUUUGAGACCAAUUCUAAAGACGAAUGAUAGAAUCUGAGAGACUAUUCAAAAUUUUGUUUACUGUUACACCAGAGAAAUUUUAUAUGGAUGAAAAACGGAGGAUAUGUACUGAUAUUUAUAUUUUCAUGCAUAUUUUAAAAAGAAGUCAGCCCUACAACGAUAUAGAAUGAGGGUUGUCAUAAAUGUACAUGUGGCUCGUGCUUAUUCUGUGAUGUUUAAAGCGACAUAUGCGACGUUCCUCGAGAAUAUAUAAUUUUCGUGACAAUUCACUAGCGAUCUGUUUUAUACUUAGCAUAUUCUGAGAGUUCCUGGUCGUUGCAAGCAAAUUGUAAAGUCAGCUCUUAUGUAUUACAUAAGGUUGAUUGAUUGAUUGUAUAUUGUUUUACGUCCCGUUCGAGAAUUUUUCACUCAUAUGGAGACGUCACCAUUACCGGCUGCAAAAUUUAGGCCUACAGUACCAACCUGACAGAAAACAGUCCCAGUAAACAAACCGAAGAGCGGUCCCAGUAGGCGGGGUUAAAAUAACUAGUGGGAGGAGCUAAGCCGACAGUGAGAUUAUCAAUAAAAAAUGUCGAUACUCGCUUGAGCGCGUCAAUACGGUAGUCGAAAUCGACGAUAAAUAACUUGCAAUGUUAUUAAAGAGAACAAUAAUACAUGACACAUGAAAACAGCACAUAUUCAAAAUACUUUUAUGGCACUUUUUCAUGAAUUUAUAACAAAAUGAUAGUUUAUGAAUACGAGUGAAAAAAGAUACAUGCAGAGUCUGAUAACCACAAUUUCACAACGUAAAAUCAAUUGACGUCCAUGUUCUGUCAGGCAAUUUUAUUGUUGUUAUUCAUUAUUUUGUUUAAUAUUUGAUACAUGUGAAGUGUAUCUUGGGUUCUGAAAACUAUGUAGCAUAAUUAUAUUUAUUUCUUGACUGGGUUAUUGAAAUAAAUGUGUUUAAAGUCGCCUAAA
This is a messenger RNA of Ostrea edulis (European flat oyster), 3425 nucleotides long. RefSeq lists its product as uncharacterized. The transcript is spliced from 8 exons. Lineage: Eukaryota; Metazoa; Mollusca; Bivalvia; Ostreida; Ostreidae. The record is from RefSeq and is a predicted model, not a curated record. The coding region runs from base 177 to 2273 and encodes 698 amino acids.